GGAUAUUUGGCUGUUACUGGAAACUUGCCUCAUUAUUGCCAAUCGAAGAAUCACGGUGGCUCUAUUGCUUGGUCUCCGUGACCACUGUUAUCGGCAACCCAAUUUUGGCUGCAUCGUUGCUUGUAGGAUAAUCAUGAUUCCAAAGCCCCUUUGUGGCACUGGCUCUCUGCUGCUUUUGCUGCUGUUGCUGGCAUCAGGAUGUUCUUGUGGCCGCGCCUCUGUCCAAACCAACACUGCGAAUCUUCAAAUGAGUCCGGACAUGACCCGACGACUGACCCGUAAAAGCAGAAAAAAAGAGAGCAAAUUCACAUGUCCUGAUUCCUUGGGUCUACCUUUGGGCGAUAUCAAUUUAUUGGUCGUCACGGACAUUCACGGCUGGAUUGCUGGCCAACAUGCCCGCCACGAACCCGAGAUGAAUUUGGAUUUUGGUGCCUUGGUAUCCUUGUACGAACGAUUACAGGAGUGUGCUCCAGAGGAAGACUUCUUUCUGUUUUUUAAUGGGGACUUUAUGGAUGGUACUGGCUUGUCGGCUGUACCACCCGAGCACUUGGCGCCGCUAUUGGCAGAAAUGCCUUUUUCGGCGGUGAAUGUCGGCAAUCAUGAGCUCUACUUUACUGAGGUGGUCGACUACAUGAUGGAAAAGAAUGGAUUCGUUGACCAUUGGAAAGGAAACUAUUUGGCAUCCAAUGUGGAUUAUAUUGUCCCUCACCAAAAAAAGAAAAAUAAGAAAGGUGACAUCAAGACGGUACCUCUGGGUAAUCGCUAUACCUUUCUGCAUGGAGCCAACCGAAAUUCCACCAUCUUGACCCUUGGAUUUCUGUACAACUUUCUGAACAACUGCAACAACACCCAGGUUCAAUUCGUGGAGGAAACCUUGCAGGAAGAUUGGUUCCACCAAGUAUUGACACAAUCCACAUUCGACGCCGUCAUUGUCAUGGCGCACAUGGAUGCCGUGGAUUCUCUGGUGUACACCAUCUUGAGUGCUAUUCGUGCUCUGGUAGGUCCCGACAUGCCCAUUCAUUUCCUCACGGGGCACACCCAUCGACGGCAUUAUGAGGUUUUGGAUCCACUGGCUGUUUCCUUGGAAGCAGGACGGUAUAUGGAUACAAUUGGAUUUGCCAGCUUGCCUAUGAAACAAACACAAAAAUCAAAUGCAAUCGAUGCAAACUUAUACCAAUACCGCAUGCUCAAUACGAAUUUGGAAGAACUGGCGACAACGGUUCUAAAGAGCAAUGCAGACUUUUCAACACACCGUGGGCGGGCUUUGACAAAGGAAAUGCAGCAUUUGCAAGAGAAGCUGGGCCUCCUGGAUGUAGUUACACAUUGUGCUCCUCAGGACUAUCAUCUCGAAAAGGCACCGGACGAUGAGACUUCCUUGUGGUGGUUGUACACGCAACAAGUUGUUCCAAAGACACUGUUGCGGAUGGUGCAGAAGGAGGAUGGUAUCACUCCCAUUUUCAUGCAAGGCACGGGAGCUUUGAGGUAUUCUUUGUUUGCCCCUGUGGUUGUAGUGGAUGACAUUGUGGCCGUAUCCCCAUUCGACAAUCCUGUGUGGCAAAUUGGCUGCAGUUUGACGGCGCAACAAUUGAACCAAGUAUUUGUGGUUUUGCAAGUGGAUGAGCCAAGUGGAUACUGGGAUCUUUUGAACUUCGGUGUAGCGGGUGAUCGCCCUGAUCCGACCAGUGUAGACAGCACAAAGAGAUUUGACCUUUAUACGACAGAGUUUGAAAUUGGCAGGGUGAUGGGGGGAGUUCAGUCGGCGCUCGAGGCGACCGGCGAGACGGAUGUGGAUGGUUGCUUUGAGGGCAACAGGCCAGUGUAUCCAGCAAGUGGUAGUCGAAUGCCGUAUCUGAUACAUCACAAGAGGCACAACGGGGAACCAUUAGACACUGCGGACUUUUGGUUUGAGUUCAUUGCACACGAGUGGCGGUGUCCUGCAAACUCCCCCACUGACAAGGCAGAAAAACAUGGAGAAACUAAGCAAUGGCUAAUGGCGGUGUCCAGUCCAAGCGGAAAAGAACCCAUUUCCUUUGAGAUUGCUACAAUGGCCGCCGCAUUUUUGGUGAUAUUGUACGCUUUCGCUUCAGUGCGAAAACAAAAUGUCAUGUCACGACGGUCAGGUGAUGGAACUGUACAGCUUGUGGAUACUCGCAGGACGUCUCGCGGUCGUGGAGAAGCUACUCCUUUGCUUGAACUUCAAGCAGACGACAAAGAUUCAACAAGUUACAGCUUGUAGCCAGCUAGGCACAUGAUGUUGGCCUAAUGUAAUCAUAUUUUUGAGUUCAUUUCUAAUGCUCCGUAGAGCCAUACAUGUAGUCAGCCACUACCUUCCCGGAUCCUCUGUUGUCAAGACCAUCUUGGCUGGUGGCGCGUGU
This is a messenger RNA of Seminavis robusta, 2375 nucleotides long. NCBI's taxonomy places the organism in Eukaryota, Bacillariophyta, Bacillariophyceae, Naviculales, Naviculaceae. The record is from the annotation of a GenBank genome assembly.